UCCAAGUCCGGAUUAGCAAGGAAGCCCAGACACUCCUCUCCCCGGCCACUUCCACCAGCUCCUCCAGGAGGAUACUGAGGCAUUCAAAGGCCAGCUGAUCUCACAAGUGUGUCCUAGGUCCACCCCGUGGUCUCCUCCAAGACGGACAUGCCCAAUACAUCUCUCCAGGAAACAUCCAGGUACGUGACCCUGGGUCAAAAUGACCGAGCGCUACGACUGUCACUACUGCAAGGAGUCCCUGUUUGGGAAGAAGUACGUCCUAAGAGAGGAGAAUCCCUACUGUGUGAAAUGUUACGAGAGCCUGUACUCCAACACCUGCGAGGAGUGCAAGAAGCCAAUUGGCUGCAACACCAGGGAUCUGUCUUACAAGGACCGUCACUGGCAUGAGGAGUGUUUCAAGUGCUUCCAGUGCAAGCGCUCGCUGGUGGACAAGCCCUUCUCCACCAAGGAUGAACAGCUUCUGUGUACUGAGUGCUACUCCAAUGAGUAUUCCUCCAAGUGCCAUGAGUGCAAGAAAACCAUCAUGCCAGGCUCCAGGAAGAUGGAGCACAAGGGGAACAGCUGGCAUGAGACCUGCUUCACCUGCCAGAGGUGCCAGCAGCCAAUUGGCACCAAGAGCUUCAUCCCCAAGGACAACCACAACUUCUGUGUGCCCUGCUAUGAGAAGCAGUUUGCCAUGCAGUGUGUGCACUGCAAGAAGCCCAUCACCACUGGCGGUGUGACCUACCAUGACCAGCCCUGGCAUAAGGACUGCUUCCUGUGCACUAGCUGCAAGCAGCAGCUGUCUGGUCAGAGGUUUACGUCUAGAGACGACUUUGCCUACUGUCUCAACUGCUUCUGCAACCUGUAUGCCAAGAAAUGUGCCUCCUGCACCACCCCCAUUAGCGGCCUCGGAGGCAGCAAGUACAUUUCCUUUGAGGAGCGCCAGUGGCAUAAUGACUGCUUCAACUGUAAGAAGUGCUCUGUGUCCCUUGUUGGCCGUGGCUUCCUCACUGAGCGCGAUGACAUCCUGUGCCCCGAGUGUGGCAAAGACAUCUAAUUCUGUGUGAGGGGCGAUGGAUACCUCUGAUUGGAUGGCCACGUCAUAAGAAUGAGAGCGAUAUAUGAAAUACUAUCAGAGCAUAGAGAAUAGCCUCCACAGCAUCAUUUACUUCCUAGCAUCAAUAUUAAUGUACAUUGUUGCCAUGAAAAACUACUAACUGUUUUUGAGUUUAGAAAGUUGAAGUUGAAUGUUCUCUGAGAAAAAGUCAUGACUAAUAUUAUAACUGUUGGCAUGAAUGUAAAGACCUUUGCUUAUAAAACAGCAACAUGUUUGCAGAUAGACUCUGUGUGAAGAAUCUGUCUGCAGAAUUCAUGUAUGUGUAUGACAAUCCACUUUAAGUGUAAUAAUAAUCACUGCUUUGUGCAUGGGCUAGCUUGAAGCUGUAAUUAGUAGAGGUUUUGUGAAUGAGUUCUUCUAUUACCUAUUAAAUAUUUCA
Messenger RNA from Notolabrus celidotus (New Zealand spotty), 1478 nucleotides. RefSeq names its product four and a half LIM domains protein 2. Gene Ontology annotation, cellular component: nucleus; Z disc. The transcript is spliced from 6 exons. Lineage: Eukaryota; Metazoa; Chordata; Actinopteri; Labriformes; Labridae. The coding region runs from base 200 to 1039 and encodes 279 amino acids. Gene Ontology annotation, molecular function: transcription coregulator activity. The record is from RefSeq and is a predicted model, not a curated record.